Molecule: messenger RNA, 842 nt
Organism: Glycine soja
Lineage: Eukaryota; Viridiplantae; Streptophyta; Magnoliopsida; Fabales; Fabaceae
Product: chaperone protein dnaJ 11, chloroplastic-like
Exons: 1
Coding region: 171-626 (151 amino acids)
Source: RefSeq, a predicted model, not a curated record
GCGUGUGAAAUGACGCUUGUACCGCUAAAUCUCUCUCUUUCUUUGACCUCUAUAUAAACCCCCUCACACCACUUUCCUCAGCACCCAAACACGGUUCUAACAUAUCUCAUUCCAAUUUCGCCCCUCGCCGGAAAAAGAAAACCUCACCGCAACGUUCGAUUCAGUUUCCGAUGGCGCCAGCGCUGAACCUCGCCGCCGGAGGAAUUCCGCUGAGUUUCUCUUCCUCCGUCGACCGCUCCGCCAGCUUUCCACGGCGGUCCUCGGUCCGCGCCGUCGCGGCUGAGGCGGUGGAUACGCAGCGGUCGGCGGCGAGCCUUUACGAGGUGCUGCGAGUCGAGCGAGACGCAUCGCCGACGGAGAUCAAGUCGGCGUACCGGAGCCUCGCGAAGCUCUACCAUCCCGAUGCGGCGGUGCAGAGGUCACCGGAGACUGACGGCGACGGAGACUUCAUUCAGCUCCGAAACGCGUACGAGACGCUGUCGGAUCCGUCGGCGAGGGCGAUGUACGAUAGGACGCUGGCGGCGGCGCACGGCGGAAGACACCGCCGGUUUUCUAAUUCGCUUAGUCGGAACCACUCGUCGGCGUUUUACACGACGCGAAGGUGGGAAACGGACCAAUGCUGGUAGAGGAAUUAACAAAGAAAAAUGUGGAUUUGUUAACAAGAAAGAGGAAUCGCCGAAUCGGUGAAAACGAUGUCAAAAAGAGUGAUGAGAAUCGGAAAUUACUAACUUAGAUGGAUAGAGCAAACAAAGAGAGAGAGAGAGAGAGAGGAUGAAGAAGCAAAUUUUGCUUCUCUUUUUGUGAGAAUGUAAAUGAUUUUGUUUUUUUUUUUGGUGUGGCUA